GCUUUUUUGCGCGCUUCCCCGUUGAGCUGCUGCCUUGAUUCUCCAAUGAGAGCCGGCCGGAGGGGCUCCGAGGAAGACUUCUUCUUAUUGCCCAGGAUCGAAAACCAGCCUGGGAUGACCUCAGGCUUCCUUCAGGCUGUUUGAGCAGCGGUCAAAGGGAAUCUAAUGGAAGCCAUGUCCCCGCAACAGGAUCACGUCGGCCAGGGGCAAUCUUCCUCCCUGACCGCGGGGAAUCGCCGCUCCGCCGCGCCGGAGGCCAAAAAGCAGAAAAUGAAGAGCUUGGCCCAAAGACGCCAGUCAGCACCAUCCCUGGUUCUCAGCAAAGCUCUGACCAAAGCCAGAACAAGUGCCAGGGAAGGCUGCUUCUCCCCAAUCAGUCCGGAGACAUGUCCACUGGUCCAAUCCUUCCUUUCUCCAGCUCGAGCAUUCCUACUGGAAGGACAUGUACAACUGAAGACAGGUCUGCAGACUCAGGAACGACACCUGUUCCUCUUUACUGACAUCCUUGUGAUCGCUAAAUCCAAGUCCCAGUUGCAUUUCAAACUGAAGAACCAGGCCCGCCUGUCUGAAAUGUGGACUGCUUCUUGCUUGGAAGAGGUCUGUGAGAGCAGCACUAAUGCCGACCGAUCUUUUGUUUUGGGAUGGCCCACAACCAACUGUGUGGCUAGUUUCAGUUCCGUCGAGCAAAAAGAGAAGUGGUUCACUUCCCUUCAAAGUCGAAUCAAAGAAGAGAAAGCAAAAGAUUACCCCAAAAGUAUCCCGUUGAAGAUUCUUGCAAAGGAUAUUGGAAAUUGUGUAUAUUCAAAAACCUUAACCAUUACUAACCUGGACACAGCAAACGACGUGAUCCUCUUGGCCCUCCAGCAGCUCGGAAUUAAUGGUUCUGAAAAGGAUUAUCAGCUCUGGGUUAAUUCUGGGAAAGAAGACGCCCCUUAUCCUCUUAUUGGUAAGUGUACAAAAAGCGUAUACGUUUCUGUCCUUGUACAGUUUCUCAUCGAAAAUUGCUGCAGGAUCUUUGGGGAAGAACUUACUUCUGUCUUUGCAGAUAUUAUGCCCAAAAAUGACAACCGGGAAGAUGGUUCAGAUCUCUCUUCUUUUCAUCUGAAUGACUCCUCCUACGACAGUUUGGAAAACGAACUAAACGACUGCGCGGACCCCGCAUUUGACAACCUUUUUAAAAAACGAGGGAAAGAGAACAGGAGCAGAGACUCCGUUUUGACCUUGAGCGACUGUGAUUUGGACUCGCCAGAAGCUGGAGAUGCUCAGAUUAAAUUGUCAAUCAAAUCUCAGCCAGUAUCCAUUUCUGUGGGCUUCCAUCACAAAUCCUCGUCACGGGAGCAUUCGGAGAACGAGUCUCUGUGUUCCGUCACCUCAGGUUAUUCAUCAACGGCCAUCUCAGACGUUCUGAAGAGCUCAAGGAGGCACAGGCGCUGUUCAGAGCCCACGAUUGGUCUUCUUGACUCCAAGUUUACACCGCUCGGUGGGUUUCACGAAAGUGCUGUGCGCAAAGCCAGCUGCGAUGCUGUUCUGUCCCACACAAAUGAAGACUAUCUCGAGCAGUUUCGUUCUCUCCAAGUAGAAGGCCAGAAACUUAUCAAUCAGAAUUUGGUCAUGGGGAUAGAAGUAAGCAGCAAGGAUGGUCCCGAAAGUCGUAUCAGUGAAAAGAAAGAUGUUUCUAACCGUCUCCUCCUGCCGCCACCACUUAGGUUAAAUAUUUGCUCAAGGACUAGCUGUUCUAGCCUCUCGUCCCCAGGAACGUCCCCAUCAGGGUCUUCGAUGAGCUCUCUUGAUAGUGCUUUUUCCCAGUUUUCGGACUAUUCGGUGUUUACCCCAACCGAGGCUUCCUCUCCUCUAGACUGUGCCUCUCAGCCACAGAGGAAAUUUGGAGAGGCUUCUCCUGAUUUUAAUCCCUUUUCAGGAGGCCACCUUGGAUCUGGAGUUAGCGCUUUUUCUAACCAAGCCAACAAUAACCAAACCAGCAGCUUGAUACCUAUUAAGAAAGACAACCUGGAAUGGCUUCCUCACAAAAACCCGGUCACUCUGCACCCCAGCACAUGGUUGAAAAGCGGUGCUUCCACCAUGAAAAACUGGACUCUACGGAAAAGGGAAAGAGCCUCCAAGCAGGAUGAGAAAAAGAACACUUCCGUGAAAAUAACUUUGGAGUCAACAACAUUUCCCUCUGAGAGUAAUUUAGCUCAGGGGCAACAAGGAACGGGCAACGUUUGUGCCACUGAUGUCAAUUCUGUGGCGGGGCACUUGGGAAAUGGAUCUCCUCAGGACAUUGGGCAGUUCACUAGCCUUCCUUUUUGUGUCAUGGAGGCCCAGGAGAAACGGCUAAAGGCCUUGGAGCUUUUAGCAGAGCAAAGCAAGGAAGAGGAAGAAGAGGAAAAUUCUACAGUGUUUCUUCCUCACAAACCACCACCACCCAGUCUUAAGCCACAGUCUCAAAAUAAGCCCAAGCCAGAGGCUGAUUUGGGGGCUGACCAUCAGGGGGUCACAGAGAGAAAGUUAAACGAAACCGCACGUUUCCCAGGAGUUGCGGUCCAGCAAGCAGCAGAUUCCAAAACUGAUAAAUCUUCAUUGAGCAGACAGCCCAAAGAUGCUGACAUCAACUUGGAAAAUGAAUGUUAUGCUUCUUCACACCCCUCAGUCAAGGCUGAGGAUGAAUGCUCAUUUCAAAUGGCUCCAAAUCAUAGCUUUUCCAAAACCCCGGAGGGAACUGAUGCUAAUAAAAUGGAAUGGCUGAAAAAGUUGUGCAGUGAUCCCAAAUUCAAGGAUACAGACCAGAAUUUUUUUACAGAGGAAUCCUACGUUUGAGCAGCGGAUAUCAAAGAAUGUUAUUUCAAUUUGACUUGGUAUUGCUUUAAUAUCCAAGGAGGUGUCGUCUUCAUCAGGGAACGGAGGAAGCUAUUUGAGUGGAAUGGUUUUCUUAGCUAUAUUCCUGCAAUUUUCAAAGACAUUUCCUGGUAUCUAGGAAGGUCACAUGGCACGUUUUAAGAGAAACACUUGAUUGUAUAACACUUAGCAAACACUUGUGUACGUGCUUGCUAUGUAACUUUUUAAAAAUAGCUCGGAUAUAUUCUGGACAUUGUAAAUUUAUGUUUCGUGUCCAUGGUGAUUUGGCUGUAAUGUGUUAAAAUCGGCUUGGCCUUCAUAGCUUUGGUAUUGUAUUGCUCUUUUGAAGCCUAUGGUCCAUUUCAUUGUUCUCCAAGAAAGGAUGUCUUAAAGUUUUAGGAGGAGCUUGUUCAGUAAUUGCAGUCAUUUUCUUCCUUUACCAAGAGGGGAAAAAAAUAAUAAAGGAUGACUUUUGACCUUUUUUGUAACUUAAAAGUCCAAGUUAUAUGUAUAUCACCAUUCUAUGUUCCAUUUGGCUAUUGAUUUUUAUUUGUCCCAUAUUUCUUUUUUUUUAUAAAGAUGCUCUCCAAUGGCAUUACAUUUUGCUGGUGGUGGUAGUGAUGGCAUUGCAGGCAGAGCUUACAUAAGUAUUCUAUGUGUCUUUAUUAUAAUAUAUUGAAAGUAAUGCAGUUAUCUUCCAAAAGCUUCAAGAUUGUAUAAUAUAUCUUCGUAAUUUUUUUUUUUUUUUUUUUUUUUGCUAUUGUAUAUGUUCUGAAAUAAAUGUGUAUUUUUGUACAUGUGGAAAAUACUCGCCUUUUGAGUGGGUGGGCUCUGGCAGGGAUGUGUAACCUUUCACUGAAUUUUGAAAUACAGAAGUGCAUGCAGUCCUUGCUUAAUGACCAAAAUUGGGACCAGUAACUUUGAUGUUAAGUGUUGCAGACAUUAAGAGAGACAUCACAGGACUGCAACAGACUAACAAUGUUAUUUCUGCCAUGGUUGUUAAGUGAGAUAUCAUGCGACCUUGCAAUUACAAUGCCCUUGACUCUGCUUGUGGAAGCCAGCUGUGAAGUGCACAAAAGAUGAUCAUGUGACUAAGGGAUGCUAUGACAGUCAUAAAUACAGUUGUACCCCGGAACUCGUUGUUAAUUGGUUUUGGGAGACAUACUGAGGACUAAAAAUACGUACCAAACAAACAAUGUGACUUACCACUUCACCCUUUGUUUUGGCCAGGAAGGACUUUCUGUCUGUCCCUUUUCCUAUGUCAGAGACCUUCCCAGCAUGGCCGACUUCCUGUCCGCAUUCUGGGGCCGUCCCCCUGCUUCCUUUUCUAGUGACAUUCCCAGCAUAGCCAACUUAUACCAGAUCAAGAGCAAAUCAAACGAGAAAAUUAAAAUAGGUCAUCAGUCUCCAUUUUUGCAACCCUGUGAUUUCUUCUUUUGCAUUCCCAGUUCCCUUCAAGGACAGCUCUUCUUCUACUGUGAACUAAGCCUUGAACUGCUUGAAUGGAUUAUUCAGUUAAUGAGGCAGGAAGUCAGCCAGUAAAACAACUUCUUCUCAGCUUGUUUCCAUUUUUUUUUAAAGUUGUGCUAAAGAAGAGGAAAGCUCUGACAUUGACAUUGGGAGGCUGUAAUUUUGGCUCCUAUUGAUUUGGUGUUUUGUUGUGGAGGGGAAAACUCAUAGCCUUCAGACCACCAAGAACUUUAGAAUAAUUAUAAUUUCUCACCCAAGAAUGGGUGCUGCUUUGUGGGCUCAGGGCUGCCCACAUACCAUGUGUUUUUCUUACCCAACAGUUAUUUGAGCAUAUGGAAGGAACUUCUAUUGAUCUGUUCAUAAUGGAACAUGCUGGGUAAUUUUAAAAUUUGAGCGACUGAAAAGUAACCCCCCCCCCUUCAGAGGAGAGUCCCCUCAAUCUGGGAUUUUAAAUUGUUUUGCUUUUAAAUUGAUUUUAAAUCACUGCACUGUUUCCUUUAAACCAGAUGGAUAAGGAAGGUGGUAUCUCUUAAAAUCUAUGAUUCACUAACAAGCAUCCAGUUCAAAACUGGGACUAGGACAAUUAGACUGUUUAUCCAUUGUACCUGAGAUGGUUAAAUUUGUAUGCGGCAGGAAUAAAACUGCACA
Thamnophis sirtalis is the source of this 4953-nucleotide messenger RNA. The record is from RefSeq and is a predicted model, not a curated record. Lineage: Eukaryota; Metazoa; Chordata; Lepidosauria; Squamata; Natricidae.